Messenger RNA from Medioppia subpectinata, 878 nucleotides. The record is from the annotation of a GenBank genome assembly. NCBI's taxonomy places the organism in Eukaryota, Metazoa, Arthropoda, Arachnida, Sarcoptiformes, Oppiidae.
CUAAUUCAAUUUAAUAUGAUUAGGUUUGCGACACGAGCUCCACCGUAUGCCCACUAUACUCAACAUGUCAAAAUGACCCUGCGGGAAAUUCAUUAUAUAGUUGUAAGUGCACACCAGCCACAUCAUUCACCGCCACCAGCAAAACCCAGGUUGAUAUCUAUCAAGCCGUUGGGUCCGACGAUAAACACGUGAUUGAGAUUUGCUCUGUGAACAAAGUAUGUAAUGGUGUAUGUACGGCCAAUGGACAGUGUCACGUGGCUGUGGAGGAAAAGGCUCCUAAUUCAUUUGAGGCACUUCCGAUCUGUGUGUGUAAUAAAGGUUUCACAUACGACGGCGCAUUGUGCAACGAUAACUGCGGCCACAAGGACUGCCACGGGAACGGAAAGGCUAAGCCACUGCCGGACGGUAGCUGUGCCUGCGAUUGCAAUGAGAGGUAUUACGGUCUGGAGUGUGAAUCCGAGUACAGUGUGUCAAACGGCGGUUGGAUCGCCGGUAUUGUGGUGUUGGCGGUGGCCGUUGUGGUCGUUGGUAUUGUGGCCGGAAUAUUCUUUAGAAAAUCACGCAAGAAUUCUGGUGGUCACCAUGGUCAACACAUGGAUGACUUUGGGUCCGCCACCGCAUACCGACCGCCCAACAGCGGUCAGUCCCGCAGCGGCUCAACUAACCCGGCCUAUACACGCGAUGGCGGCGUAUAACACGUUGGUUUAAAUUACUUGUAAAAUUAAACAUUUGAUAUUGGUGGUUUUGUAUCUUAAGAAAAAUACAAUUUCUAUUAUUUUAAUAAAUUUGUUUUUAAAUAUUUUAUAACUUAUAAUCAGACGCUUUGUUUUCAUAUAUUAAAUAAUGUUUAAUAAAUCUGUAAUUAUUUUAUUCAAAAA